Messenger RNA from Dendronephthya gigantea, 2736 nucleotides. Its product is annotated as H/ACA ribonucleoprotein complex non-core subunit NAF1-like. Gene Ontology annotation, cellular component: sno(s)RNA-containing ribonucleoprotein complex. NCBI's taxonomy places the organism in Eukaryota, Metazoa, Cnidaria, Anthozoa, Malacalcyonacea, Nephtheidae. The transcript is spliced from 9 exons. The coding region runs from base 22 to 2346 and encodes 774 amino acids. The record is from RefSeq and is a predicted model, not a curated record. Gene Ontology annotation, biological process: pseudouridine synthesis; box H/ACA snoRNP assembly; ribosome biogenesis. Gene Ontology annotation, molecular function: RNA binding.
UUUCUAAGCGAUCAUUUUAAUAUGGAUCCUGAGACAGCAACAAACCUCCAGAGUCCCUACGAGGAACAGCCUGAACAAAAUAUGGAAAUUGAAAAUAGUAACAUCAAUAAUAACGGAAAAGACUUUCUUCAAAAAGAUGCGGUCGAACCAAAAGAUGGAUAUACCGAUGCCUGCAACCAUAACAAUAUCUCCGACCCUCAGGUUAGAGAUUGCAGUAGUAACACAAACACGGCCCACGAAAACCUCAAAAACGAGUUGACUUCAAAUACGACUGCUUUAGAGAAAACAGAUUUGAUUAUUCCAGCAGAUGUUGAUACGGGGGAACCUAAUGUCAUUUCUGAUAAUAAUGAAGGAAAUUUUGGCCACGCUCGUUCAAACAAUCUUGUCGUAACCCACAACGGUAGCAACCAGUCGCUUGACAAGGAAGAUGUUUCCAUUGAACACAGUCUUCCUAAUGAGAGUGCAGUUCCUGUCGAGGAAAAUGCCAGGGUUGAUUCUUCAGUGGGCUGUGAAAGCCUGACGGCUGAAGAAGGUCAGCAAACUGAGGCCUUUCCCGAGGAUCUUCUUGUCGUUUUAUCUAUUGCUGAAGAAGACAUGCGAGCGCAUCGUUUGAGCUCAGCACCAAUUGCUAGAGAGAGAACGAAUGGUACGAAUCACAUUGUGGCAUUCAUCGAAGAUGAAUUCUUAGACACCUCAUCGUCGAGCAGCGAGUCUGAUGAUUCAGAUUCAAACAGUGAUGAAGAUAGAGCAGAAGACAGUAGAGUCAAGAGAUCAAAAAUGCAAGAAGGAGAAACAAGUUAUAAUACGGGCCCACCUAAAACUAAGGAUGAAAUCAUGCUUUCGGAUCUCCCCAACGUUGAUCCACUUAAUCUUUUCGUAGAUGAAUCUGUUGUAAUAGAGCCAUUGGGAAAAAUUGAAAGUAUAAUUUAUGGGGAAGCAUUGGUCAUAAUCAAAUCAUUCGAACUCGUUCCCGCAGUUGACGCUGACAGUAUCUUGCUGUUGGAAAAUCGAUCUGGCUUUGGCAAAGUUUUUGAGAUAUUCGGGCAAGUGAAAUCUCCGCAUUAUUGUGUGAGAUUUAACAACGAUGAAGAGAUAAAAUCAACAAAAGUUGAAGUUGGGCAAACGGUGUACUACGCUCCGCAGGCGAAAGAUGUCACUCAUUUUGUAUUCGUCUCCAAACUGAAAAAUGUGAAGGGAUCUGAUGCCUCCUGGAAACAUGAUCAGGAACCACCUGAAACGUUAUUGGAGUUCUCAGACGACGAAGCUGAGGCGAAAGCAAAAGCAGGGAGGAAAAAAGCGAAUCAGCUGAAGAAAAGAAAUGAAGAGCACCUUCAAGAGAAAGACACGACGGAAGAAACCAUAACCAUCACUAAAAAGCAAAAACCGUCAAGAAAAUCUUGCAAACACGCACAAACAAAAUCGCAACAUCGAUCUCAGGUUACCCUCCGACCCUCUCAGCAGCCGUCCCAAGUUGUUCCCCGUCCCUAUCAACACCCACGAGCCCUCAGAAUACCACCAGCAUCAUUAAGAUACCGAACACCCCCAGGACCCAAUGUGACAAGGGGCCCAUGUCAACCACUCCCCCCGCCUCACGUGGGACCACAUUUUGAUCAACAGUAUUAUCCGCAAGCUGCACACAGAUUUGCCUGUGGACCGCGAUACGGCCCUCCGCACGAUAAUUUUAUGAUACCUCAAGGACCGCCCGAAUACAUUCAGGGGCAUUACAGUCAAAGGGUGCCGGGUACCGAAUUUAUUGGACCACCAUUCCAAAAUAUGGUUCCACCGCCAGGGGUGCGUAGCACCUCACACAAUGUGGGGCUGGGGGCUUCUCCUGUUGAGCGACCUGAUCAUCCAAAUACGAUGGCACAAGAACAAGCGACCGCAUCAUAUUUCAAUCAACCACCAUCACAAAAUGUAAUGCAAAGACCACCGUGUAUAACAGCGACGCAGCCGUGGAUGAGUGGUGGUAAUGUUUUACCAAAUACGCCACCUAUGAGCCGUUGGCCUGUCGAUCAACCCCACACAAGGGUAAUACAAUCACCCCCACCUCUAAUGCAACAACACCCAUCACAGCCACCAAACAUGAAAUACGAACACGCGCGAAAUAUAAGGGAAGACCUCCCGCAUCAUGGAACUCGACCAUCGAUGACUCAAGGUAAUGCUUCACCCUGUACGCCGCCUGUGAACCUCCAUCGUUUGCCCACCACGCAAGGGUCUGCAAUGGAGCAUUCGUCACAGCCAGACCCGCCAGGUGUAAAAUCACCAAAGAACCCCAUUCAAACAGGUCAAAACUUUGGGGAAGUUCCUGAACCGCCUAAAAUAGUACAGGAUUAUCUCGAUUCGUAGACAGUACAGUUGAAGGGCCGUGAAAGAGAGGGAAUUUGUAUUGAACAGAUGGACACUCCUCGUCAAUAAACUGUCCCUGACUCCCUGUUCUUGUUUAUAUUACUUUUAUUGGGUUCUUUCAGUUUUGACAAAAUAAGCCACCAUUUCGGGUGCAUGACAUGAGCCUUUUCUUUAACUGAUUAGCUUGAUUACUGUAAAUCCGUAGUCGUGCAAUUUCAGUUGUUUGGUUUGAUAUCAACCAGCGGUAUUUUUAAUUUGCCACCCAAAAAUACCGACAGGGGACAAGAAGUUCGAACUAUGACGCCACUAAAAAUUGCUUGAUCACGAGAUCUGGAUUUUGUUUCAAAUGAUGAAAUCAACAAAGAAACAUUUCAGAGUCUUAAAUUUGUU